Messenger RNA from Didymella exigua CBS 183.55, 839 nucleotides. RefSeq lists its product as uncharacterized. The record is from RefSeq and is a predicted model, not a curated record. Bases 307 to 669 code for a protein of 120 amino acids. NCBI's taxonomy places the organism in Eukaryota, Fungi, Ascomycota, Dothideomycetes, Pleosporales, Didymellaceae. The transcript has 2 exons. Gene Ontology annotation, molecular function: oxidoreductase activity.
GACGUGCAAGACACAAAUCGCGAGCACUACUUGAACCGAAGAAUGGCCAAUCGUCCUCUAGCGCCCGAUCCUCUUGUCUACUCAAUUCGUGAGCUUGAACAUCAUGGUUCUGAGAAUCUCCGCGAAGGCUUCCGGGAGUAUUACAAUGGCGGUGCCAUGGAUAUGAUAACGCUCCGAGAAAAUGUAACCGCGUAUAAUCGAUACUAGAUUCGUCCCCGUAUCUUUCGAAACGUCUCUAACGUAGACACGAGCGCCGAGAUCUUUGGUAAGAAGACCACGUUCCCCUGUGGUUUCAGUCCAAGUGCGAUGCACUGCUUGGCGCACAAAGAUGGAGAGCUUGCUACAUCAAGAGCAGCAGCGAAUGCAGGAAUACUGAUGGUUUUGUCCCCGUACGCUACAACUUCCUUAGAGGAUGUCAUAGCGCAAGGGACAGGGAACCCAUACAUGAUGCAGAUGUGCAUCGUGAAGGAUAGGAACAUCACUAUGCAGUUGUUGAGGAGGGCAGAGGGUAAGUGGCGGAAACAGUCUGAGGGCCAUGAGCUGAUCUUUGUACUUCGCCUUUCCUUCACCAGAAGUUUCCAGUCUCAAGAAUUCUUGCAUGUGCCUCUUUACUCGCGUAGAAGCAUACUCCAGGAUCUGCAUUCCUCUGAGAGGGUCCAUCUCACUUGACGAAGGUGAUGUCUUUGCCACCAUAUGAGCAGAGCAACCCAGAAUUGCAAAAAAGUCGCUUGGGAAGCAUGUUUUACGUUCGUCCCUUGUAGCCGCGUCAACUCAGCAUGAGCCUGAACGGCGCUACUCCAAUUGAGCGUUUUCCAUGGCGAUUUACAUGUCAUCGGCAA